Messenger RNA from Nicotiana tabacum (common tobacco), 2787 nucleotides. Lineage: Eukaryota; Viridiplantae; Streptophyta; Magnoliopsida; Solanales; Solanaceae. The record is from RefSeq and is a predicted model, not a curated record.
CAUCUCAGAUCUCAAUGAUGCUCAAUCAAAUUUGAACCAACUCACAAUGGUGCUGAACCAACUCACAAUGGUGCUGAACCAACCCAUAAUAGUGCUGAACCAACUCAUAAUGGUGCUGAACAAGAUCAUAAUGUUGAUAAAAAUAGAGUGCAAUCAGAUGUUGACAGUAGUGACUCGCAAGUAGAUGUUCUUCCUGAAUAAGAUGAUUCAGAGGUUGAUAAUGAAUUGAGAUUUUUAAGGGCUGAAAGGAGGAGCACGAGGCAAGGUAAGCAGAGGAAAAAACCAAUUGCAACAAAAACGAUACCACUAGGAGAAACAGGUAUUGACAGAGGAUUUGAGGAUAUUGGAAGAAACAAGGCUUCCAGAUAUGUAGGUAAUUUAGGGGGGGAUGAGCAGUUUAUUGAUAGUUCAGAGGCUGAUAGUGAAGAUAGCAUAGAAGAGUUAGAUCCUAAAGUUAUUCCUGGUGUUGAUAUACCAGCAAAAAGGAGGAGUACAAAAGUCAGGUAUGAUCCUAAUUGUGAAGUUGCUAUAUUUGAACUUGGGAUGAUUUUUGAGAAUGCUAUAGAGUUUCGGAAAGCAUUAGCAAAUUAUGCAAUUGAGUACAAGGUGCAAAUUAAAUUGAGACCAAAUGAACCACAUAGGGUGAGGGAUAAGUGUAAAUCAAAGAGAUGCAAAUAGAUGUGCUAUGCCUGUAUUGAUAGAGAUUCUGGUGAUUUUAAAGUAAAAAACUAUUACCCAGUACACAAAUGUGAUACUUCAAACAAGAAUAAGUUAUGUACUUCAAAGUUUGUUACAAAAAAAUUUAAAGAUGAAAUAACUAAGCAGCCCCACAUAAGGACAUGGGAAAUACAGGAAUUGUGCAGGGACAAGCUAGGAUUGUAUAUUGGCAAGACAAUUUGUUAUAGGGCUAAAUUGUGUAUACUCAGAGAGUCUAUGGAUGAUUGGAAUAUGGAGUUUGCAAAGUUAUGUGAUUAUGUUGAUAUGAUAAAACAGACCAAUCCUGGUAGCUCAUGUUGGGUAAGGAUAAACAGUGAAACUGAGCCAGAAAAAAAAUUAUUUAUUUACUUUUAUGUGUGCUUUUAUGCAUUGAAGAAAGGUUGGUUAGAACGAUGUAGGAGAAUCAUAGAUUUUGAUGGUUGUUUCUUAAAGGGUGCUUGUAAACGUGAUCUUAUGUGAAUUCAUUAGUGUGUGAGGAUUUGCUGCAACUUUGAAGGAAAUUUUACCCAAUGCUGAAUUUAGAAUGUGUGCCAGGCACAUCUGGUCUAAUUGGCAUAAAUAUAUAAAGGAGAGGAAAGGAGAAAAUAAUUUUGGAGGUGCUCUAAAGCUAGUUAUGAAGUUAAGUUUAAGGAGGAGCUUCACAAAAUGGACAAACUUGGUAAGGAUAUUUGUAGAGAUUUGUUAUAUUAUUCAGAAAAGUCAUGGGUUAGAGCAUAUUUUGAAGUGCAUUCCAAGUGCGAUGUUGUUGAAAAUAAUAUGUGUGAGACCUUUAAUUUAUAGAUUUUAGCUUCUAGUCAUAAAUCAAUUAUAACUAUGUUGGAGGAGAUUAGGAGAAAAAUAAUGACUAGGCAAGUGGAUAUGUUGAAAUUUGCUGAUACUUGGAAAUCUGAUAUAUCACCUAUGGCUAGGAUUCUGUUAGAGUAUAGCAAAGAGCUUGCUAGAAAAUGUACUGUCCUUUGGAAUGAUGAUGUUGGAUUUGAGAUUGGAGAAGGACUGCAUAAGCAUGUAGUUGAUCUGACUGAUAAGGUAAGCACUUUUAGAGCUUGGAAGUUGAGAGGUAUUCCAUGCCAACAUGUUGUUCUUGCAUACUAUCACAUAAACAAAGAACCUGAACAGGCAGUGGAGCAUUGGUAUAAGAGGGAUACCUUCUUAAAAGCAUACAAGUAUUUCAUCCAGCCUAUGACAAAUAUGAAGAUGUGGCCUGAAACCGACAAUCCAAAGAUAGAGCCUCCCAAACCUAAACCCAUGCCUCAUAGACCUCAUAGGAAUAGAACAAAAGGCAAAGAUGAACCAAAAAAGAAAUAUGGAAAGUUGUCCAAGUGUGGAGUGAAAAUGACAUGUUCCAAGUGCCAUCAACAAAGACAUAACAAAAGAUAUUGUAAGGCUUAAAAUUGGAUGCCUUCACAGUAAGGUAGCCAAAGCUCACAAGGAGCAAGCCAACCUGCUGCAGCAAGAAGCUCAAGCCAACCUGCAACCUCAAACUCUGUUUGUGAUGAUACAAUAAGAGUUAGAAGGGUUCAUGAAGCUAGAAGCUCAAGUCAACCACCACCAACUUCAACAGAUUCGUGCAGGCCUGCUAGAAGAGGAUUAGCUAGUCAACUUCCUCCAAAGGGUAAAGGAACUAUUGUCCAAAAAAGAUGAAGGGGUGCAGGUAAAGAAGUUGCUGAAAAAGGAGGAGAAAAAAAGGUCCAAAAAAUGUUGGAUUUGGCAUCUACACAGCUGCAAGUGGAACUCAAAUACUAAAUCCCGUAACAUCAAGCCAAAAAGUUCUUGCAAGUGGUUCAACUUAUAAGAGUGCAGCUCCAACAGGAAUAGACCUUGGUUUUAAGGCUAGAGGCUUGAGGUGGAAGGGUCAUGAUGCUGUCACAACUUCCCAGUUGCAAUAGCUGAAGGCAAACUUUAGCAAGAAAUAGUAUCUUAUGAACUUAUUUUUUGACUAUCUGAUUAUGUAGCAGCAAACAAUUAUCUAUAGCCAAGGUCUAUUCUUGACUCUAAGGUAGCAGCAACCUAUUAUAUUUUGGGAUCUAGUUUUUGAAGAACUAAACUCUUAUGAUUCUAUUAUAACGACAC